UAUAUAUUCCUGAUGAGCUGUGCCCUAAUCUAAUUCACGGACGCGUAGACACAUAUAUAAGCAGAAACAACUUGGAGUGCGAGAGACAGCAAUCAGAGAGUGGUAUACAGAACAACCAGCGAGAGUUAUCAGAGCAUAACCGGAGGUAAACUCUCUCCAAAUCGAUCUGAUAUUCUGUGGUUCUAAUUUUGAUACAAUCAUGGCGGACGAAGAGAAUUCAAACGAUACGAAGGUGGAGGUGAAAGAGGAUGCGGCAGAUAUUGCCCCAUUUGAUCCCACUAAAAAGAAGAAAAAGAAGAAGGUGGUAAUUCAAGAUCCUGCAGAUGACCCUGUGGAUAACUUGGCUGAGAAAACUGAAACUUUAUCAGUUUCUGAUGGCCUCGAGAAUACCUUUUCCGGUUUGAAAAAGAAGAAGAAGAAACCGGUGCAGACUGAUGCCAUAGAGGAUGAAAAAGAAAAUGCUGGGGAGGAUCUGGUGGAUGAUCACAUUGGCGAGGAUGAAGAAGGUGAAGGAAUUGUCCUGCAAUCACAGCUCCCAUGGGAAGGGAGUGACCGUGAUUAUGAAUAUGAGGAGCUUCUGGGCCGGGUGUUUAAUAUUCUUCGUGAGAAUAAUCCAGAGCUUGCUGGUGAUAGACGAAGGACAGUCAUGAGGCCUCCACAAGUUCUUCGUGAAGGCACAAAGAAAACCGUCUUUGUGAAUUUUAUGGAUCUGUGCAAGACCAUGCACAGGCAGCCGGAGCAUGUCAUGAAUUUCUUGCUGGCUGAAAUGGGGACAAGUGGAUCACUUGAUGGACAGCAAAGGUUAGUUGUGAAGGGAAGAUUUGCACCUAAAAAUUUUGAAGGAAUCCUGCGGCGAUACGUCAAUGAGUAUGUGAUUUGUAAUGGGUGCAAAAGUCCAGACACGAUUCUUUCGAAAGAGAAUCGUCUUUUCUUCCUCAGAUGUGAGAAGUGUGGUUCUGGGCGAUCAGUUGCUCCGAUUAAGGCUGGUUUCGUAGCUCGUGUUGGCCGCCGGAAGGCUGGAACAUGAUCUGGCAGUUAAUUCGGGAACUUUUGUCGCAUAGUUGAGAAAUCCCCAAGUGUCAUUGAACGUCAUUUCAAGGCAUAGUUGAGAAAUCCCUAAAUGUCACUGAACGUCAUUUCGAGUGUCAUGUUUUUUGCGAUGUGGGUUAUGCAUAUUUCUGACUUGCAUGUUAAAUAGUGUUAAAUUAUUCUAUAGCUUGGUAACCAUGGGUGAAUUUGGUGAUUAAAGGCUUACUUUCUGUUACAUUGUUUGACCUGGCAAUGUCGUGGUAAUGACCAACCAAUUCCUUUUUAGAACUUGUGCUAUGUACCUAUGUUUUCUAAUUUUUAAUUUUGGUUUCA
Messenger RNA from Cornus florida, 1362 nucleotides. RefSeq names its product eukaryotic translation initiation factor 2 subunit beta-like. The transcript is spliced from 10 exons. Lineage: Eukaryota; Viridiplantae; Streptophyta; Magnoliopsida; Cornales; Cornaceae. The coding region runs from base 200 to 1027 and encodes 275 amino acids. The record is from RefSeq and is a predicted model, not a curated record. Gene Ontology annotation, cellular component: eukaryotic translation initiation factor 2 complex. Gene Ontology annotation, molecular function: translation initiation factor activity; mRNA binding; translation initiation factor binding. Gene Ontology annotation, biological process: translational initiation; formation of cytoplasmic translation initiation complex; formation of translation preinitiation complex.